UUUCUCUGUAUACGACUGUAAGUAUAUAUAACUAUUGUAUUGAGGGACACACACACACCACUGUAUUAUGUACGCGCUCCAAUUUCGCUAUUCCGGGAUAUUCCUAUUUCGGGACGAUUUAGCGAUUUAUUCAAUAUUUUAUUAAGAGCGCCAUCAACAGCUUAAAAGUUAGUACCAUAUCAUAUCUCGGACAAUAACGUGCACAUCUGCAGUAUUAAAUUUAUAUAAUUUCUUUAUAUAUAUUAACAAUCAUGGACUUCACGUUCGAAAGGAAUUUUUUUACUCAACCAGACUUAGCGAUUAUCGAGAAAGUUCGCUGCACUCGAUAUAUGUUUAAUAAGGAUGCGUAUAAUUAUGGAGAUCAAUCUCUAAAGAGACAAUUUUUUGAGAAAUUGUCUCAAGAGCUUAAUCAGCGGUACACCCCAGGCUGGACCAACAUAACAGCUGCUACUGUUAAUAAUCAAUGGCAGCACAUAAAAAGGAAAUUUUCAACCGUGCAUGGAAAGUACGUGUUUAACAUGAAUUCGUUGAGCCCAGAACAACAAGAUGUGUUUGACGAGCUUAAAUUUCUGGCUCCGUAUUGCACCCACAAAAAUCAGGUGCAAGAAGAUGUUAACGCGGACGAGGAGGAAGAUGAAAACGAUGAGAGUUUCUCGUCGUGGGAAUACAAGACGUAUGCCGCUCUGACUAUCGCAGCGAGAAAGAGGAGGGAGACGACUAAACAAAAAGUGGUGCAUGUUGUGUUAUUAUCUAUGUAGGUAUGCAGAUGCUGAAAAUCUCAUGUGUGUGUCCGCUGCAACCCCGCCUGCUUUUAUUUUAAAAAAUUUUCACAGUUGGCGCAAUCUCUUCGCGUGCCAAAAGCCGACCUUCGCCCGAUAUGUGGUGUCGAGCAGAGGAUCUGCCUCGAGGAUUUUUAACGUGUUGUUACACGGAUAAUUACCCAUCUGGCUGCUUGCUAUAGAGGCACACGCGGAGCCGUUACGAUGCUUUCAUAUCAAAAACAGCUAAUUAGUAAUUAUAUAGUACACUUCAUUUAUUGUUAAAAAAUUACCAUGCCUCCAAAAAGAUAUGCAGUUAACUCUAAAAGAAGAGAAACAAUAGGAGAAGCUCAGAAAAUGUAUUUAAUAACCUACAUGCAAACCCACACAUUUUUUGCAAGACGACAAAUAACUAAACUUGGACCGAGUGGAAAUAAAAAAUUCAAUGACAUGUGGAAGCAUCUCACAUUGAAAUUGAAUGCAAUUGGACCUGCACUUAAAAGCUAAGCCCAAUGGAUAAAAGUAAGCCAAGAUGGGUAAAUCUUAAGAUUAAUAUAAAUUUUUUAAGUAUAUAUUCAAGUUAGGCGCGCUUUCAAUGAUCGAAAUGUAUCGUUAUAGACACGUGAUCAAGUGAGUAUAAAUCAAAAGGGUUAAGUAGACGCGAUAUGCAAAUUCGCUCUCUUUUCCGGUAUAGACACCGAACGCACGUGUGCCUCUCGGAACUCUCAGUGGAUUUCUUCGGUUCUGUGAAUUAAACGUUUCAUUUCAUGUAUCAUUUAGUCAAUUAUUCGGUAUUUUCUACUUCUAC
This is a messenger RNA of Nasonia vitripennis (jewel wasp), 1566 nucleotides long. RefSeq lists its product as uncharacterized. The transcript has 4 exons. NCBI's taxonomy places the organism in Eukaryota, Metazoa, Arthropoda, Insecta, Hymenoptera, Pteromalidae. The coding region runs from base 252 to 758 and encodes 168 amino acids. The record is from RefSeq and is a predicted model, not a curated record.